Molecule: messenger RNA, 5336 nt
Organism: Hermetia illucens (black soldier fly)
Lineage: Eukaryota; Metazoa; Arthropoda; Insecta; Diptera; Stratiomyidae
Gene: mirr
Product: homeobox protein caupolican
Exons: 5
Coding region: 1192-2838 (548 amino acids)
Biological process (GO): regulation of transcription by RNA polymerase II; cell development; neuron differentiation
Cellular component (GO): nucleus
Molecular function (GO): RNA polymerase II cis-regulatory region sequence-specific DNA binding; DNA-binding transcription factor activity, RNA polymerase II-specific
Source: RefSeq, a predicted model, not a curated record
AUUGCGAGCUUCUGUCGAAAUGUUAGACAACUGAUGAAUGCGAGUGAAAUGUAUGCAAAUUUGGUUCGAGUCCUGUAAUGUGCCUGGAGACGACUGUCUGAAUGGGAAGCAGUUCGAGUCAGCUGAUCCCUGUAUGCUAGCUUAUGCGUGAGUUGCCCCCCAAUUGUGCGUGAGUGUAGUCGUGCGAGGCGCGAAAUUCAAAUUUCAAUCUUGGCAACGACCUUAGAGAUGAAUGAAUUGUCUAGGAACUGCGGCUAGGCUACUGUUGUCCAAGAACCCCGUAAAAAGCACCAAUCAAGCCGGACCCCUGCGGACACACCGCGGUCGAACAGCAAUAAAACUUGCUCACCACCACAUGCACAACACAGGUUCGCGGUCUACAAUUAGUUUUUUUGUUGUUGCUGGCCGUUGAUGCAGUGGAUGCUACUUUCACGCUUGGCCACUUGUAGUCGCUGCGAUAGUUGUUGCUCCCGCAUUAACCCUUACUAACCGCCUCGAUUCGAGAAUGUGUGGCAAUGACCGUGUUUUCCCUUGCGCGUCCUAGUGUUGGUGUGCUGCUGAUGCUCAUUGCCCGAUGCCAAACACGAGAUACUAUUAUGUACUACACCACUGUUAGCAAUUACAACGCUGAUUCUCUGAUUCUGUGAUUGCGGCCAGGUGACAUGAAAUAAUUGAAAAGAAUUCUGCUGGCGACGUUUCUAGUUAACUUUCGGCUACCGGUUGUUAUAGCUCGUCCUCCGCUGGCGGCCAAUAGAAUGAUUGGAACGACUGUAUUGUAACUGGUGUAAUAAGCUACGACCCUGGACCAACCCGCCCUUGGGAACCGCGCGGGAUGUGCUAACUCCUCGCAACGAUUGAUAGUACGGCAAAGUGGUUUGCGACUUGGCUAAUAGAGUGUCCUUCGGGGAUAGUCCUUUAUUUUUAUUAUUAAAUUUUUGAUGAAAGUGUGUAACUGUUGGGCAACGAACUUUCCAUUAUUCUUCGAUGAAAUUUUCCAAUUUGUUACUUUAAGUUUCAAAUGAAAACAUUAUUUUCUCCGUUGGCUGAAUUUCCGCGAGGGGAUCUGAACUGGCCUCUUAAAUCUUCCUCCUUUUUGACCAAAAAAGUGUUUUGAAGGAAAAAGUUUUGUAGUGUGUUUAGCUACUAAUAUUAUGUGGAUGUGUGGUUGUGGUCAGUUAGAACAGCAAUUGAAUGAUUGACAUAGUGUUUCGCGACAUGUCACAUUUCCCCCUUCGAGGAUCACCCAGUACUCAGAACACCGUUUCAUCUAGUCCCCCAUCACCACCACCGUCGAUUGUACCAGUUACGAUGGCUGUUACAUCGACCGUACCGCCGGGUGCUCGUAGUGCAUCCCCGUGUACAGCACCCUAUGGUCAACCGAAUUCAAGAUGUUGUGAUAAUGGUCGGACAAUUUUCACAGAUCCUGUUACGGGACAAACAUUGUGUUCGUGUCAGUAUGACUUAUUAAAUUAUCCUCGAUUAGCGGGGGCGGGUAUUGUAGCGGCUGGACCGGGUGCUGUACCAUUAGGUGUAUAUUCAGAAGGCAUUUCGGCAUAUUUAUCAGGGAUUGGAGCUGAACAACCACCAUUUUAUACAAAUGCGGCCGGUUUGGAUUUGAAGGAGAAUUUAGUGGGCGGACCGGCACCUUGGCCGUAUCCAUCCGUUUAUCAUCCGUAUGAUACAGCGUUUGCUGGCUAUCCGUUUAGUGGCUAUGGAAUGGAUCUCAAUGGUGCCCGACGAAAAAAUGCAACCCGCGAAACUACAUCAACCCUGAAAGCAUGGCUUAAUGAACAUAAAAAAAAUCCUUAUCCAACGAAAGGUGAAAAAAUCAUGUUAGCGAUUAUAACAAAAAUGACAUUGACACAAGUAUCGACGUGGUUUGCAAAUGCCCGAAGAAGACUGAAAAAGGAGAAUAAAAUGACAUGGGAACCAAGGAAUCGUGUGGAUGAUGACGAUGCAAAUGUCGAUGAUGAUGAUCAUAAAAGUAAUGAUGAUAAGGAUAUUUUAGACGCUAAGGACUCCGGUAUCGGUUCAACCGAGGAUAGUGAUCGGCCGUCAAAUCGUCUUGAUCUGCUCGAUCGGCCCGAAGGCAAUAGCGAAUGGUCCGGAUCACGACCAGGUAGUGGUAACGGAUCACCUGAAAUAUACGAUCGUCCUGGUGGCGGUCAUCCUCUCAUCCACCCAGCUGCCUUACAUCACCUACGACCGCCUGUUGGAUCACCACCUGAUGCUAGUAGUCACACCCCCGGAGCCAGUACGAACACAAGCAAGCCCAGAAUUUGGUCGCUGGCAGAUAUGGCUAGCAAAGAAUCGAAAGAAAGUGGGAGUGAAGGACGUGCAGUCUCAUCUCCAACACAUCCGUAUCAUCCGCAACACCCGUCACCGGGUAAAAUUCUAUCACCUCUAGCCGGACGUUUACCAAAUUACUCACCAUAUGGUCGACCAGAACUUUAUCGAGGUUUCUAUGGACCUGCUGCAGCACAUUUAGCUGGACCACCUGCUGAUUUCCUCGAACAUCACCAAAGAUCACCAUUCAGUGCCAGUUUAGCGCAUAACGGCCUUGGAAUGAACCCUCUGCUAUGGAAAGCGGCUGUUAGUGGAGGAGCGCCAUCUUUUGCACCUUUGAGUUUAACUACGAAUCAUCAUCAGACAGCUCCUCCUGCUGGAGUAUCGCCUUCAGCUUCGAGUACUUCAUCAUCAGGCGCGGAACAUUCAGCUCCACCUCCACCAAGUUCAUCGCAUUCAACACAUCCGACAACGCAAGGACCAACAUCUGGUAACUCGUCGUCAUCGUCAUCGGGUAAACUUUCACCUCCGCCAGCGAGUAGUAAACCAUGACCGGUAAUACCAUUUCUCAAUCCGGAACAAAUGAAAUUAUCAGUGAGGCCAUAAAUGUUCUCUAGAACGUAUGAAGUGAUUGUGUGCGCGAAUUAGUUCAUCAUUUAGGUGGUGCUUCGCGAGUGGUACUUCAUUACCCUUGUUCGUUUCGAUCGUUUUCACAUCAAAAGUAGUCGCUCAUUGAGAACUAGUCUGGCCAAAACUGGUAUUUCGCAACACUAAGGAUUAAAUAUUUAUUAUGAAUACCAUCUAGUUUACUUUCGAAAAAGUGAGAAACCCUAAAAUUUGUUGACCGUGCGAAAAUAAUUGUAAAAAGCAUUUGCAUCGCGAUCAAGUGGAUUGAAAAAGAAAAAAAUGAAAUAAACGAAAAAAAUCUUUCGGACAAUAAUUUACAUGUGAUUUAUUUAUAUUUAAAUAAAAUAAAAUAAAAAAAAUGUCGAUGAAGAUCUUUAAAUACAAAAAUAAAAUAUUUACACAAAAAUAUUCACUCACAGAAUAUGGAGUUGUCCAAAACACGUAACGAAUGGAUGAACAGCAAUCAUGGGUGGAAUUAAAAGAAAGUAAGUCUUAAUAUAGAAUUAUCUGAAAAUAUCAGGGUGAGGCGAUCUGUUAUAUUUAGCAAGAGUGGAGAGGUCUAGUUGGGGUUAGCUUUAUAUUUAUAAAUCAGUUGUAGCUCUCUUCGAAGCGUCGUUUUCUUCUGAGUAUUGAAGGAUUUUUUUUAUCGAAUUAGUAGAUGAAAUUAUGCUAUAAAAACAUAAGAACUGUAAAAGGAAAUAUCAUUGUAUCCAAUAGUUUCACUGUUGUGAUUUUUUACUUCCGACCUCGAACUUUGCUUCAUUUUGGAGAUUUAUUGCAAGCAAGGGAUACUUUAUUUACUAUUUGGUUUAUUUAUCAAAUAUGUUUCCCUCGAUGAACUUAUCAAUUCUUCGUUGUUUUUUCACCCCCUCUGUAACAAUUAUUCUCCCUAGCCUCUUCCUCUUUCCACAAAAGAAAAACAUCUAAUUUUGACCCUGCAAUUCUUUUCAUAAAUGGCUUUCCCAGCCUGGAAAUAAAUUUUUAUUUUAAUUUUUGUGUAAAUAUUGCUGUAAUAAAACUGUAUAUGUAUCAUAAAUAUAUUCUUAAGAUCAUAUUUAGUGAUUAUAAGACAAGAAAUAAUAGAAAAGAAAUAAAAUCAUUUCGUUGUUAUUUAUUUAGUUGGAGUUAAUUAUUUUACUUAGGAAUAUGAAAUGAUUCAAAGUGUGGAAACAUUUUUCUUUCUUUAUUUCUAUAUUUAUUAUAUUCGAGAAAUAAACUUUAAUUAUCCAACCCGAACAAUUUAGCUGUCUCUGUAGUUUCGAAUCCUGAUUAGCUUGAAGCACAACUAGUUCAGCUAUUUUCUUUUUCUACCUUCUUUUUUUUUUAGUUGACAUCUACAUCUAAUUCUAAGAAAAGUAAUUUACUCCAACUGAAUUAAAAAAAAAUAUAAAAAAAAUCAAUGAGUUUUUGCUACCGUGGAUUGAAAUGCAAUAAUUAAUUAAAAUUAGACACGAACUAAAAAAAGGAAAAUGAAAUAAAAACGAAACACAACUGAACUAUUACGAAAUAUUUACGCAUGUGGUUAAAAAGUAAAUCUAUAAAUAAUAAAAUAGUUUUAGUUUACGUUUAGGAAAUCUGUAAAUAUUAUAAAUAAUAUGUUUAUUAUAAAGGAGACUUAGCUUAAAAAUGAUAGUCCAGAACACACAUACAUGCAUACAAUACAUACACAAACAAACAAAAUCAAUGUUUUUAAGGUGAAAUAUAAUAAACGUGAUUUAAUAAAUACGAGUAAAUAAUUGGAGAAUGAAAAUAGUUUUUAUGUUUUAAUUUUACUUUGUUUAUUUGUUGUUUCUAAGAGGAUUUAAAAUCAAGUAAAAGAAGUAAGUAGCGAGCGUUGAAGCAAACAACGUUCCAUUAAAAGAAAACAUAGUUCCCUACAUAUCAGAAGUAUAAAAUGUAAUUUAAUGAGUUGUAAUAGAUAUUUAAUAUAAAAAAAUUGCGUUCCUUUAUGUUUUCUUUUAGAAACAAUUUUUGUUUAUUCUCAUUAUUGAUUCCUUGUCUAAUUUGAAAUGAUUAGUUAAUUAACAAGUUAUAAAUCGAAUUUCUUUCAGUUAUUUUCCCAAAAAAAAACAACUGAAAUGACACUCCUUUUCGUUGAACCCCACCUGACAAUUGAAAUCGGAAUAUAAUUGAAAUUAUAUUCCCCUGAAUUCACUAAAUUCGAAGGCAUGUAAUUAUUAUCAACCCUGAAUUUAUCCAUUAUCACAAAAAUCAUUGUGAACAAUUGAGAUGACAAUGUAAAUUUGAUUAAGUUCAUAUAUAAUAUAAAUAUGUAAUAAAACAAAGAAAUACAAGCAAAACCAUAUGUUAAUUAAUUAAUAUGAGAAUUACAAUGAAUCUAGUUGCAAUAAAAUGUGAAUGAAAAACAAAAGUGAAAAAGAAAACCCGAAAAAAAGUGGAGAAAUAUUCCAGAAAUAAAAAUU